Molecule: messenger RNA, 2921 nt
Organism: Thunnus maccoyii (southern bluefin tuna)
Lineage: Eukaryota; Metazoa; Chordata; Actinopteri; Scombriformes; Scombridae
Gene: aplf
Product: aprataxin and PNKP like factor
Exons: 11
Coding region: 225-1694 (489 amino acids)
Biological process (GO): double-strand break repair
Cellular component (GO): nucleus; site of double-strand break
Molecular function (GO): protein binding; 3'-5' exonuclease activity; DNA-(apurinic or apyrimidinic site) endonuclease activity
Source: RefSeq, a predicted model, not a curated record
CUAGGAAGCUGACGUCACUUCUGUCUGCCAGUCAAACAUCGCGGGGUCAGAUCAGAUACUCCACUCAUGUUUUUAGAGGACUGGGGCUUAUUUACUGACCUGAGGUUCAGUCGUCUGGACUCUUGAGUCCUGCUGAGAAUCACAAUAAUUAUCUAGUUUCCAGCCAGCAGAGCCUCCAGCAGGUUGUUGAACCGGGGUGAAGCCUCCCGCCGCCCGCAGAGCAGAUGUCCGGUUUCAGCCUCCUGCCGGUGGACGGCGGGGAUCCGAUCCCGCUGCCGCCCGGGGAGACGGUGCUGGGCAGGGGUCCCCUACUGAGAGUCAAUGAUAAGAGAGUCUCCAGACAUCACGGGCUGCUGGAGAACCUGGACGGACGGCUGCGUCUCAAACCAACCCACCUGAACCCGUGCUUCGUCCGGUCGUCCCUCACCGACGACCCUCGACCUCUGCAGAAAGAUACCUGGCACCCUCUUCAUCACGGAGACCUCUUCUCUCUGCUGCCGGGCCAGUUUGUCUACAAGGUGGUGGCUCCCAGUCAAUCGUUUGAAGAAGAGGAAGAUCUUCCCGUGUCACCCGAGCCAGAUGUCAAGCCAACUCCAGCUAUUAGACAAAACCGAGAACAGACUCCACCCUGUGAGGAAGCUACGCUAGCGGCUCUGUCCAAUGAAGAAGAAGAAGAAGAAGAAGCCGACAGUCCCAACAGGAAGUUAAAGGAAGUGGAGAAUGACCAGCGUGACGUCGCUCCACCUGCACCGAAGAGGAGAGUUUUACCCGCGUGGAUGAUGGCGGCUGUUGCGGCGCCACACACGUCUUCCUCCUCCUCCUCCCCGAAAGCUGUAAAGAGAAGAAAAGAACCUGCAGCGGCGUCAACCAGCACGAAGCGAGCAGCAGCCAAACAGGCCACGCCCACCACGACCUCCUCACCUGAGGGGGCGGAGCUCAGCGAGGAGGAGGAGGAGGAGAUGCCGAAGAAGAAGAGGAGGAGGAGGAAGAUGAGCGAUGAAGAAGAAGCUAAGUCCAAAACAGACUUUCCUUCGCAGGAGCCCGCAGUCGGGCUGCAGAGUGAACCCGACAAAACGCAGGAGGAGAGCGACAACGAGUCCGAUAACUUCGCCAUGGAGGUGGAAGAGGAAGGACGGGGAGGCGAGACGUCGGCGGCCGACAGAAGCUCCACGACACGGACGUCUGACGCCAGCGGAUCGAAGAACAACAAAACAACAAAAAACGGACAAACGACGAGCAAAAAAGCAAAAAAUGGCGGCUCUGCGUCCAAACCCGGACUCAGAACGGCGUGUCCGUACGGAAAGGACUGCUACAGGAAGAACCCGGUCCAUUUUCAAGAGUGCAGUCACCCCGGUGACACUGAUUACGAGGAGGAGGAAGAGAAGGAGGAAGAGGAGGAGGAGGAGGCAGACCGACCCGAGUGCCCCUACGGCACCGACUGCUACAGGAAGAAUCCUCUUCACAGGAAAGAAUACAAACACACAAAGAGACCAGCUCGAACCACACGUACCGUUCCCAAGUCGUCCCCCGCCGAUGACGACGACUUCGAGGACGACGACGACGGCUUCAUUAACGACAGCGAGGACGCGGGAGAUGACUCAGACUACGCCCCUCCUGACUCAGACGACAGCGGUAAGGAGGACAUCAAAAGACUGCAGAGAGAAGCAAAGACCUUUCUGAAGAGGAAAAAGUAGACUCAGCCCCCCCCCCCCCUCCUCUCUUGUUUUAUUUGUUUGUUUGUUUGUUUGUUUUGAAGCUGCACCGGGCGGCUUUUUAUGUGCACCAGUUUAAUGAGACUAAAUCACCUGGAGGAGCUGCAGCAGAGAAACACAAAAAAUCUCACCAGCUGAGCUGAGAAUGAGUCCAAACAGUAACGUCUGACCUACGAUUUGUAAUCUUACUGACUUAUUCUUUGAUCAGAUCCUGAUUUAAAUCAAAAUUGACCAAUUUGACACCAGAGUUUUGUACAGCUGUCUGUGUUCACACUUUUUACAUGUUAGAACUUUGGCUUCUUUUGUUCCAUAACAUCAAAAGUAAGAUAUAUAUAUAUAUUUAAAAAACAUCUAAUGAUACCCAGCCCUGGUGCCUGUCAGCGUGUGUCAAGUAGUUAAAGUUGAAAAUCUCAUGAAUUUUUUACCAUUUUUAUGCAUUUUUUAUUUCAGCAAAGUUCUUGUUUGUGUUCAAGGAUAAAACACUCGAUUUUCUUCUUCUUCUUCUUCUUUUUGUCAUUUUUAACCUUCCAAAAAAAAACAGCACAGGAAAGAAAAAAAGCAAGUAUAUGUACAUAUCAUAUACAUACAUGCUUAUACAUACAGGGCACAUUGCAGGAAAUACACAUAACGGCCGAUAUAACACAAUGAUACACAAACACAGAUACCUUGUUCCUCCACACAGGAAGUGACAGACGUGACACAUAAAAGCAGCAGUUCGAGCUCUGUGGACCCUCCGCUGUUUACUCACAUCCCCCUGAAAACAUUUCUUAAAUUCAUAUCUGUCAACCCUUCGCAGGGGUCGUCAUGGCAACCGCAAAAACACAACAACUGACUUUAAAUAAACGUGUGUUUUUUUUUUUUCCGUGUGAUCUAAAUGAAGUAAAAAUGUUCCCUGCGUGCUGCGAGUCCAGACUGUUUACAGGCUUUGAUGGGUUCGUGUUUUGGGGGACUGGGACGCAUCAUUUAGAGUGCUUUCUAAACUGGGAAUCACUGGAAAUACUCCCAACAGCAGUCUGGAGAAGGAUUAGUCUUUUUAUAACAUCUUUUUAUUUCGGUUGAAGCUCCACCUGUUAUUGUUGUUGUUGUUGGGAUUCAUUCUUGCCUUGUAAAUAUGUAUAAUGUUGUAGUUUAAAGUAUAGAUCUUUAUAUUUUUUACUUUAUUUGUUGGACUGUUUUUUACUUUGUUCAAAUACAUUUGUUCAAAAUGAA